Didymosphaeria variabile is the source of this 1119-nucleotide messenger RNA. RefSeq names its product UDP-galactose transporter Gms1 (gene gms1). The transcript is spliced from 2 exons. The record is from RefSeq and is a predicted model, not a curated record. Gene Ontology annotation, cellular component: Golgi membrane. Gene Ontology annotation, biological process: pyrimidine nucleotide-sugar transmembrane transport. Gene Ontology annotation, molecular function: UDP-galactose transmembrane transporter activity. The coding region runs from base 1 to 1119 and encodes 372 amino acids. NCBI's taxonomy places the organism in Eukaryota, Fungi, Ascomycota, Dothideomycetes, Pleosporales, Didymosphaeriaceae.
AUGCCUCCGGUGGAUGGUAUCCGCUAUCACACCUCUACCUCCGUAUUCCUCAACGAAGUCAUCAAGCUCGGCAUCAGCGCAACCGUCGCCCUGUACGACAUCGCCAAAAACCUCCCACCCGGGACGCCGGCCACGACGCUCUUCACCACUCUUUUUCAAGCCGUUUUCGCUGGUGACAGCUGGAAGCUCGCCGUUCCUGCGGCCAUGUACACCCUGCAGAACUCGCUGCAGUAUGUGGCUGUCAGCAAUCUGGACGCCGCGACCUUCCAAGUUACAUACCAGCUGAAGAUCCUUACGACGGCCAUUUUCAGUGUCAUAAUGCUUGGAAGAGUUCUUUCGGUCAAGAAAUGGGCGGCCCUUGGCUUGCUUAUGGCGGGUGUGGCUAUCGUGCAGCUGCCCCAGUACGUACCAGAACCAGCAGUCGAGGAGGCCAAAGCAGCAGAGGCCAGGCGCUGGCUCAAGGCCAUUGUCAGGCGAUCCGCAACCUACGAGGGUAUCGGCGAGGAUGAGCUACCGGCCAUGAACAAGUCUGUCGGAUUGAUGGCUGUUCUGAUUGCAUGCGCUCUUUCUGGUCUCGCCGGUGUCACUUUCGAAAAGAUUCUCAAGCAGUCUUCGACCAAACAAGCCUCACUUUGGAUUCGUAACUGCCAGCUCUCUUUCUGGUCGCUGUUCCCCGCCUUUUUCAUUGGUAUUGUCUGGGUCGACGGUCAGGACAUCGCAAAAGACGGCUUCUUCGCAGGCUACAACUGGGUUGUGUGGACGGCGAUUGGCUUCCAGGCCGCGGGUGGUAUCAUCGUCGCAUUGGUCAUCAACUACGCGGACAACAUCGCCAAGAACUUUGCAACGAGCUUGUCGAUUAUCGUUAGUUGUGUAGCGAGCGCAUACUUUUUUGAUUUCCAAAUCACCUUGGCGUUCGCUGUGGGAACGGGUGUUGUAUUAGCAGCAACUUAUCUCUACACCCAACCGGAUGCACCGAAGCCAGCUACGACGCAGAUCGCUCCUCUCGAGGGGACUACGACUGGCGAAGCCAACGAACCGUUGAUGACUAGAGGCCGACCCAGCUCCAGCUCCGAUCGAGGCUCGUCAGAUCACAUGCGGCCAGCCGAGAAGCCCGAGUGA